AUGACUUCUCCGAGUACGGACAGCUCCGGCAAGAGCCUGCAGUACCGAGUGGAUCAUCUGCUGAGCGCCGUGGAGAACGAACUGCAGGCGGGCAGCGAGAAGGGAGACCCCACCGAGAGGGAGCUGCGAGUCACCCUGGAGGACAGCGAGCUGUGGCUGCGCUUCAAGGAGCUCACCAACGAGAUGAUCGUCACCAAAAACGGCAGGCGCAUGUUCCCGGUGCUGAAGGCGAGCGUGUCCGGCCUCGACCCCAACGCCAUGUACUCCUUCCUGCUGGACUUCGUGGCGGCCGACAACCACCGCUGGAAGUACGUGAACGGCGAGUGGGUGCCGGGCGGCAAGCCUGAGCCGCAGGCCCCGAGCUGCGUCUACAUCCACCCGGACUCGCCCAACUUCGGCGCGCACUGGAUGAAGGCCCCGGUUUCCUUCAGCAAGGUCAAACUCACCAAUAAGCUCAACGGAGGAGGCCAGAUCAUGUUGAACUCCUUGCACAAAUAUGAGCCUAGAAUUCAUAUAGUGAGAGUUGGUGGGCCUCAGCGGAUGAUCACCAGCCAUUCUUUCCCGGAGACCCAAUUUAUAGCUGUGACAGCUUACCAAAAUGAAGAGAUAACAGCUUUAAAAAUUAAGUACAAUCCAUUCGCGAAAGCAUUUCUUGAUGCAAAAGAAAGAAGUGAUCACAAAGAUAUGAUGGAAGAAAUGGGUGACGGUCAGCAGUCAGGGUAUUCACAAUUAGGUGGUUGGCUGAUUCCUGGAACAGGAACACUGUGUCCUCCUGCCAAUUCUCACCCACAGUUUGGAGCAUCUCUGUCACUCUCCCCUGCUCACAGUUGUGAAAGGUAUUCAUCACUGAGGAAUCACCGCCCUGCCCCUUAUCCAAACCCAUAUACCCAUAGAACCAAUUCUCCAACAUCCUAUGGUGACAGUUCCUCAGCUUGCCUUUCUAUGCUCCAGACCCACGACAAUUGGUCCAGCUUAGGAGUCCCAGCCCCAACAAGUAUGUUGCCUAUGAGUCACAGCACCGGUCCACCAACUAGCUCCAGCCAGUAUCCCAACUUGUGGUCUGUGAGCAACAGCACCAUUUCACCUGUGUCCCAGUCCAGUGGGAUGUCCAGUGGGAUAGGGUCCCAGUUUUUGCGAGGCUCUGCUACUCACUACCCAACGCUUCCUCAUUCAGUCUCCACCACUUCCACGGGAUCUCCACUGUAUGACAGUGGGACGCCUACAGACAUUGCCGACAGUCAGUAUGAUACUUCAGUGCAUGCUAGACUUGCUCCCACCUGGACUCCCGUCACAACUCCUUCUAUGUAG
This is a messenger RNA of Varanus komodoensis (Komodo dragon), 1308 nucleotides long. RefSeq names its product T-box transcription factor T (gene TBXT). Bases 1 to 1308 code for a protein of 435 amino acids. The transcript is spliced from 8 exons. Gene Ontology annotation, biological process: regulation of transcription by RNA polymerase II; heart morphogenesis; positive regulation of DNA-templated transcription. Gene Ontology annotation, cellular component: nucleus. The record is from RefSeq and is a predicted model, not a curated record. NCBI's taxonomy places the organism in Eukaryota, Metazoa, Chordata, Lepidosauria, Squamata, Varanidae. Gene Ontology annotation, molecular function: RNA polymerase II cis-regulatory region sequence-specific DNA binding; DNA-binding transcription factor activity, RNA polymerase II-specific.